AAAAAUUGGGUUAGCGGGCAAACAAGAAACCCUUGUUUCGAUCCCCAAAACCCCCCCACCGUUCCCCCAUCUUCUUUAUUUCCUCCCAUUUUCCCUCGCCAUUUUGAAGAACCAACGAGCAGCUCCGAGAGACAUUGCUUAGCCAUGGCGAGCGCUGAUGUAGAGGCUGUCGAUUUCGAGCCCGAGGAAGAUGACCUCAUGGACGAGGAUGGUGCCGCCGAAGCCGAUGCCUCCCCACGAGCUCCAUUUCCUAAGCUCAAAUCCGCCAUUACCGGCGGCGCAUCUUCCUCGCUUGCUGGUGGUCCAAAGAAGACCAAGGGUCGUGGAUUUCGAGACGAGUCUGAUCGAAACACCCGCCUUGCUGGGUCGGAUUUCGAUUCCCUCAAGUCUGCUGAUGGCCCUGGACCUCAACGAUCUAUUGAAGGAUGGAUCAUUCUGGUGACUGGUGUACAUGAAGAGGCACAGGAGGAUGAUCUACAAAAUGCAUUUGGUGACUUUGGGGAGAUAAAGAAUUUGCAUCUAAAUCUUGAUCGUCGUACUGGGUUCGUGAAGGGAUAUGCGUUGAUUGAAUACGAGAGCUUUGAGGAAGCAGAGAAAGCAAUAUCUGCCAUGGAUGGGGCUGAACUUCUGACCCAAAUUAUCAAUGUUGAUUGGGCAUUCAGCCAUGGACCCAUCAGAAGGAAGAACACAAGGCCUGCUCGAGAACGACGUUCAAGGAGCCCUAGGAGGAGAUACUGAUUUUGUGGUGUAGAACUCCAUGUGUGGUGUUUAUGGAUUUUAAUAGGAAAGGUGUUUUCUUGUGGGACUGGACUGGGAGAUGUUUCUACUGAGAGAGAGCUCUUACUCAGUUGUCUCAAGAUUCCCCUGGUUUCCAGCCUUUGUUUCUCGGUCGUUGAUGUGGAUUGAUGAAUUGUAUGUAACUUAGAGGAUUUGAGGUCCAUGAUUUUCCUUUUCUUCUUUUUUGGAUUACUUGAGGUUUCUGCCUUUUUGUGUUGAAUACCUGCCUAUUAUAUAUAUAUUUUUUGUUCCAAAUUUGGCUAUAA
Messenger RNA from Benincasa hispida (wax gourd), 1043 nucleotides. RefSeq names its product RNA-binding (RRM/RBD/RNP motifs) family protein (gene Y14). Lineage: Eukaryota; Viridiplantae; Streptophyta; Magnoliopsida; Cucurbitales; Cucurbitaceae. Gene Ontology annotation, cellular component: cytoplasm; nucleus. Gene Ontology annotation, molecular function: mRNA binding. Gene Ontology annotation, biological process: RNA processing. The record is from RefSeq and is a predicted model, not a curated record.